Molecule: messenger RNA, 3510 nt
Organism: Torulaspora delbrueckii
Lineage: Eukaryota; Fungi; Ascomycota; Saccharomycetes; Saccharomycetales; Saccharomycetaceae
Gene: SEF1
Product: Sef1p
Exons: 1
Coding region: 1-3510 (1169 amino acids)
Biological process (GO): DNA-templated transcription; regulation of DNA-templated transcription
Cellular component (GO): nucleus
Molecular function (GO): zinc ion binding; DNA-binding transcription factor activity, RNA polymerase II-specific; transcription cis-regulatory region binding
Source: RefSeq, a predicted model, not a curated record
AUGGGAACCCCACCGGAGUUCAAGAGGGAAGAUCCUGAUGCCGGAAACGAUCCGGAAGUAGGAUCGGCAACUACAAGCGUCGAAUUACGAAAGUUGAAGCGACAGUCAAGUCCUGAUUUUCAGUCAGAUUUGCCCCAUAGGGCUAAGAAGCCUCAAAGGUCCAAGUCGGAAGAUCUAGAGAAUGUUAGUGGGUCCCCAUCUCCAACUCAUCUCGAAUUAAAGCCUCAGAAUACGAACAAUGGAAGUCAACAGAUGACAACAGGCCACCGACCAGUUACUUCAUGUACACAUUGUAGACAGCAUAAGAUCAGAUGUAAUGCAAGUGAGAAUUUUCCUGCUCCGUGUUCUCGUUGUGAAAGGAUGGGACUUCAUUGUGAGAUAGAUCCGCAGUUCAGGCCUAAGAAAGGAUCCCAAUUACAAAACUUGCGCAGAGAUGUUGACGAGCUAAAGCUGAAGAUUGAGUAUUUGACAAGAAAUGAGAGUUUGAUUGCGAAAGCCCUGCAGGGAAAUGAAUUAGGGCAGGAAUUGACUAAGACUUUGAAAGCGAUAGACAUCUCCAAGAUCAAUCAACUUUUCAUCAAACCACGUCAGCGGUUACUCCAGCGGCCUUUGAGGAAGAAUGUGUUGGAACAGAAACCGCCUGAAAGAAAAGUGUCAGUGCAGACGUUCUUGGCCAGAGAACCUCAUUUAUUACAAGAGGAUCCCAAACCUUCAUCAACAAGUUCACCAAAUGAUGGCCACAGUAUUAGGUGUGAUACUUCCAUGAAACAGCCCUAUUUGUUGAACGAUUCUGCGCCCCAUAAGGACUCGUUACCUCCGGUGUUGCAAAUGGCUUUACAAAGAAAUACAUCCGUCUGCGAAACUUCUACUGAUGCAUCUGAGCUCAAUAGUCCAGCCAAUUCUUCAAUAAGCUCGCAUUCCGCUUCCAAGAAAAGCACUCAUAGUAGACUAAGUGAUGAGAAGAGUGGUGAUAAAGAUGCAUCGAUUGCAAAUAAGAAGUCACCUGUUGUUGCCACUACUAAUGCUAUACCACUUUUACCUUCCCCCUAUGCCAGCAUCGAUGAAUUUGUGAUCGGCGAUGUCAGAAUUUCUAUAGACAAGGCUAAUGAACUGCACCGUAUCUUUGUGACGAAAUAUCUUCCUUAUUUUCCAAUUUUCAGUUCUAAUUCAGCUACUGAACUUUAUUCGCAAUCACAGCUUUUGUUCUGGACUGUUAUGUUGACUGCCUGUCUCUCCGAUCCCGAACCAUCCUUGUACAUGAAGCUCUCCUCGCUCAUUAAACAACUGGCUAUUGAAACAUGUUGGAUACGAACUCCAAGGUCUACUCACAUCUCACAAGCCCUUCUAAUUCUGUGCAUAUGGCCACUACCCAAUCAAAAAGUUCUAGAUGACUGCUCCUACAGGUUCGUGGGGCUAGCCAAGUCUCUAUCCUAUCAAUUAGGACUGCAUAGAGGAGAAUUCAUUUCAGAGUUCACCAGAACACAGACUUCGAUGCCAGAUGCCGAAAAAUGGAGAACCAGAACUUGGCUAGGUAUUUUCUUCGCCGAGCUUUGCUGGGCCAGCAUACUGGGGUUACCACCAACUUCUCAAACAGAUUUUCUGAUAGAGAACGCACGGUUUGGUCAAGAUGAAGAAGACAGUGAUACUUCGCAGAACCAUUCUGACAAAGAUCUUAAAAAUAAUCAGGAGGGGACUAACUCUGAGGACCAAUCUUCAACAGGCGGAAACACCAAUGCCAAAAACGGCAGUGGUGAUCAACAAAAGCAGGAAAAAUCUCUUGAGUCGGACGGUAACAAAUUGCCGAGAAGUUUCCGCAGAUUGAUAUGUCUCGCCAAUUUCCAAGCCAAGCUAUGCAAGGUCAUGGGGUCGAGCGUAGUAAGUGUUGACGGUCUUAUGGAGUCGAGGGAUAGAGCCAGCUCACUAGCCAUUUUGGAGAGAGAAUUGGAACUUCUUGACCGAAAGUUAAAUUUUGAGCAAGAUACUGGUGUUCAAAUAUACCAUUUAUAUGUCAAACUCAUGGUUUGCUGUUUCGCCUUUUUACCGGGAACCCCAACAGAAGAUCAAAGCCAGUAUGUGACCGAAGCGUACCUUGGUGCUACCAAAAUAGUGACAUUGUUGACGAGUCUUCUCGAGACUCGGCAACUCAUUGAGCUGCCGAUCUAUAUCAGACACAGCACCACUUUUGCCGCUUUGAUCCUGUUCAAGCUGCAAUUGACACCCUUGCUGUUGAAUAAGUACCUUGAUUCUGCUCGUCAGUCCAUCGUUACAGUACACAGGGUUUACAGAAACCAACUUAGUGCCUGGGCCACUGCUGUGGAGAAUGACAUCUCUAGAACAGCAAGUGUUUUAGAAAAGCUAAACUUUGUUCUCAUUACCCAUCCAACAGUAUUUGUUGAAGAGGACGGAAUCAUAUCGCGUAUGAGAUCGCACUUAACAGAUUCCUUGUUUUACGAUUUGGUUUGGUGCAUUCAUGAAGCUCGGAGAAGGGAAAUGGACCCUAAGUACAAUGAAGAAGCCUUAGCUAAAGCCUCAAGCAAACGUAAAACUAACGGUGACGAUUUCUUGCCUACUACAGACAGGAAACUGCAUCCCCUUCCCUUUUACAACCAAAUCUCAAAGGAGGAUUUUGAGACAAUAAUACAGACAACGCCUAAUGGUACUACUGUCACUAAAUUGGUGCCCACAAAAACUGCACUUAAAAAUGCCAGACAACUCGCCAAGGCAAACAAGGACUCUGACGGAGCGAUUGUUGAGAUCAAUGGUAUCCCGCUAUCCAUGCUGGAUGAGACAGGUAGUGUCAACUUGGAGAGCAUUCCUAAUUAUGUCAAUCGUCAAGCGUUUACUGUCGGUCUAGACAAGCCCGCACAACCCGUGGGGUCUUCAAAUUUCCCAAGUACUUUGCAAGUGGCAAACAAAACACCACUGGGCUCAACGGAGCCUAUUUCCCAGCAACCAAGUCCAUCUGUUGUCCCAAGAAACGCUGAGAGUGAUAACGAAGAAAGCCGUGCUACAAGCUUCGAUAUCGCUGCAGUUAAGGUAGCCAAGGACAACAUGAGUAUGCAAAGAUCUAGCAGCACAUCUGCGGCUCAUGUACCGCAUAGAGUAGACUCUGGCAUAACGUCGAUGAAACCGCAUUCUAAUUCAUUGUUUGUGAUGAACAAUUCCUUGGCUUCCAACCUUACGCUAAACAGAUCGAUACCUCAGUCGCAAAGGCCAUCCCAAAGCGCUGCCGCGAGGUCAACUAGCCUAAGUGAAGCUACGGCAAGGAGUCCAAACUCAGACAGUUUCACCAAUCUCAGUAUGUUCCUACAAAGCGCUUCGCCCAAUUUCAAUCCUGCCGAAACAGCACAUGUCGGUAGUGGUAACAACAGCGUUAACAGACCAGCUAUUGGCCAGCUUUCCGAUCUCGAGACGUUUUUUCAACAGCAAAGUACUGGUUGGAUUGAAGGAAAUUCGGUCAAUGACGACUUCCUGGGGUGGUUUGACAUGAACAUGGAACCUGAGUUUUGA